This is a messenger RNA of Mustela lutreola (European mink), 1803 nucleotides long. It is a transcript of the gene RAB32, whose product is annotated as RAB32, member RAS oncogene family. Lineage: Eukaryota; Metazoa; Chordata; Mammalia; Carnivora; Mustelidae. The transcript is spliced from 3 exons. Gene Ontology annotation, biological process: vesicle-mediated transport. The record is from RefSeq and is a predicted model, not a curated record. Gene Ontology annotation, molecular function: GTPase activity; GTP binding. Bases 31 to 708 code for a protein of 225 amino acids. Gene Ontology annotation, cellular component: vesicle; Golgi apparatus; trans-Golgi network.
CGGCCGGCUCGAGCGGGGCCGGGGGUGCUCAUGGCGGGGGGGGGACCCGGGGACCCGGGCCAGGGGGCGGAGGGGGCGGCCGCGCCCGAGACCCGCGAGCACCUCUUCAAGGUGCUGGUCAUCGGCGAGCUCGGCGUGGGCAAGACCAGCAUUAUCAAGCGCUACGUCCAUCAGCUCUUCUCCCAGCACUACCGGGCCACCAUUGGGGUGGACUUCGCCCUCAAGGUCCUCAACUGGGACAACCGGACGCUGGUGCGCCUGCAGCUCUGGGACAUCGCGGGGCAGGAGCGAUUUGGCAACAUGACCCGGGUAUACUACAAAGAAGCUGUUGGUGCUUUUGUAGUCUUUGAUAUAUCAAGAGGUUCCACGUUUGAGGCCGUCUUAAAAUGGAAAAGUGAUCUGGAUAGUAAAGUCCACCUUCCAAAUGGCAGUCCUAUUCCUGCUGUCCUCUUAGCUAAUAAAUGUGACCAAAAAAAGGAUGGUGGCCAGAAUCCUCCCCAGAUGGACCAAUUCUGCAAAGAACAUGGUUUCACUGGAUGGUUCGAAACUUCUGCAAAGGAUAACAUAAACAUCGAUGAAGCAGCCCGGUUCCUCGUGGAGAAUAUUCUUGCAAACCACCAAAGCUUUCCUAAUGAAGAAAACGACAGGGACAAAGUUAAACUGGAUCAGGACACCUUGACCGCAGAGAGCAAGUCCCAGUGUUGCUGACAUGGCUUCUGCUUCUGUCCCACGAGCAGAUGCAGCCUGCCUGGGCUGGAGCCAGGCCUGAGUAUGGAUAAGGUGGCAGAUGUGCUGUCCUGUGAGUCUUCCCAGGGCUGCACUUUAAAGGAAUGCUCUGGUUUUUCCUCAGGUUGGAUAUAUCUUUCUCCCUGUUCUGAAUGACAGUGACAGCACCCCCGGGAGCCUGGCCCACACAGGGCUUUUCUGGUGGUUGCCAUAAGUUCAGGAUAAUGUUUACAUCCUCCGUAACAUCUUUUUAAAUGAUGUCUCUCCCUCAGCCCCCGCCCCACCCCUUUACCAACUUCCAAGUUGUGCCUUGUGGCGGGAGUGCUGAGGUGAGAAACCGGACCUACAGUCUUUGAGCAAGGCUGUGGGGCUCUGUCUUGUCUCCAUAUCCUGGUCUCACUCUCCAGGCUCUGAAGGCUGCAGGCUCUGGUUGUCACAGAAGGCUUGAAGUUCCUGUUUUUACAGCCUUUCUUUCUUUUUCCUUCCUUCCUUCCUUCCUUCCUUCCUUCCUUCCUUCCUCUCUCUCUUUCUGUCUCUCUCUCUCUCUUUCUUUUCCUACUUAAAACUUUGGUACUUCAUGUAAAAUUGUUAUCCUUAAGUAUAAUAAUUUCAUGAGCCCUAGCCAGGGUAGCGUGCCCUUGCUAAGGACUCAGCAUGGCCGGCAUUCUGGCUUUGGUUGCUGCCAGUUGGAAACGAUAUAAAUAGACAUUCCUUCUCUCUCUCCAGUCUUUUGUUCUGUUUUUUGUUUUUGGGUUUUUUUUUUUUUUUUCCCUCUUCCUUCUGGUUGUUUAUUUUUUACCUAGAGCCUGGCUGGUAUUACUGUUGCAAUUAUCUCCAACUGGAGCUAGUCUUUUUAAAUCUGUAUUAGUAAUGGUCAUAGAGAGGAGUCACUUCGAAACAUGUACCAUGAAAGCUGAGGUUCUAUAUUAUGAAUUAUGAAAGAGAGUAGGUCAUGUGUGGUUUUCUGUAGAGUUUGGGACAUUUUAAGUAUAACACAUGAGAAGCUUAAGGCAGCCUCAUAAUAUUUGUAUUACCAUUUAACCCAGUUAAGGAAAAGAAUAAAUUUUUUGACUGAAA